AUGGAAGUCGCCGCCUUCUCUGUGGGGCCUCGCUCGUCGUCGCCUUCCGCUCGCCUCCAGGCGCGCGCAGGGCUGCGGCCGCUCCCCGCGCGCGCGCGGAAGGGACGCAGAAGGAACGCGAGCGAAGAGGUCCGUUCGUGCGUCGCGAACUCGGGAGAAGAGGCCGAGAAGGCGGGAACGCGCGACGAGGAGUCUCUCGAAGACCUCGAAGACGACUACGAAGACGAAGGCGAGGGGGAUGAAGACGACAGUGAGCACGAAGAAGAUGAGGAGGAAGAAGAGGGGCAGCAGAGCAGGGGCCGAACAAAGGGGAAAAAUGGCGCUCGAAGCGCGCGGAGAGUCGCCAGCGGGGGCUCGCGACGGCGCAGAGGCAAGCAGCCGACCAGAGAGGACGACCCGGAGAUGAACAUCGAAGACGACGAUGACUUGUUCGGUGGAGCCUUCACCUCGGAACCCGAGGACUUCAACGACUCCGACUGGCUACAGGAAGAAGACACGGAUGAUAUUCGGUCAGAGAGUUCGAUUGCGGAGAGCGAGAUGGAGGACUAUUUCAUGAGAGACGAAGAGGACGGAGACGAUGCGCCGGCUGCAUCGAGCCAAGGCGCGAGAAGGACGAAGGGGAGAAGAAAGCGAGCCCGCGCGGAGCCCUUCAGCGGGGCGAAGUCGCAGCGCAAGCGACGGCGCAAGCGAACAGCGGCGACGCCGAGCGAGAUGCCUGCCGCGCUGAAGAAGCUUAUGGGAGAAGCGACGGAUUUGUAUCUGAACGGAGAAUUCGAUCGCGCAGUUCAGGUCCUCGAAGACAUCGUCAGACAAGCGCCAGGGCUCCACGACCCCUUCCACUUGCUGGGUUUGAUUUACGAGGAGGCGUACGGCGACAAGCGCCGCGCAGUCGAUUUUUACCUUCUGGCGGCGCAUUUGGUGGUGCCGGGAGAUCCUGAGCUCUGGCGCUACAUCGGCUCGAUGUCGCUGCAGCUGAACAAUCUCCCGCAGGCGAUAUAUUGCUUCCGCAGGUGUCUGCGAAGCGCCAACAACGCGCGGCUCUCCGCCGCAUGCAGCGCAGGCUUCCAUCCUGGAGUGCACCUGCUCCCUCGCCUCGGGGCGGGCGACACCGACCAGGGCGGCAGCGAGGAGGACGACGACAAGGACGACGCCGGUCCUCGAAAGAAGGAGAGAAAACGACGCAGGAAGGGAGGAAAACACGCAUCGAUGGAGGAGGAAGUCGCCUUCUCGCUCGCCUCCUGCUACCAACAGACGGGGGAUCAUUCGCGAGCCGUUUCGCUCUUGUACGCGCUCCUGUCGCUCCGCCCCCGGGACUUCCUCCUUUCUCGCGAGAUUGCUCGGAGUCUUCACCACCUUCGCCGCGCGGUGGAGGCACGCGACAUCUUGGAGGCAGCUGUCCUUCCCCUUCUGCCCGCUCAACUCCGCGACCAAAUCGCGCACCAGGCUGCGGAGCCCCCGCCCGUCGCUGCAGCCUCCUCGGCGAGCUUCGCGACACCAGUGGAGCAGGUGGGAUCAACGGCGGCAGACGCGAAGACGCGAGAGCCUCAGCACGCGCGCGAGGAGAGAAGCCAGGGCGACGCGCAGCCCGCGACGAGCGGCGGCGGCGCGGGCGACGGGCUGCAGCGCGCCGAAGGAGUGGCAGACACGGAUGAGCUUCUUCCUCUUCACUGGGAAGGCCGGAUGACGCUCGAUCCGCUUCAACUCGACUGCGUCAAUCUGCUCGCGGAAGUGUACAGACACCUCCACGAUCACCGCCGGUGCUUUCUUCUCCUCCGCUUCGUCACCCGGGGCUGGCUUGCCUCGCAGUUGCCGGUGGAUCUGCUUGUCAAGCGCGCCGCGGCUGAGCUGUUUGUCGGCGCGAAAACGCAUUCGGCUGACGUUGCGGAGUCGCUCCUCCGCACGGCUGCGGCUCGUGGGAGCUCCCAUGUCGGGGCGAGUCCCUCGGGUGCGCUAGCAGCCGCGUCUUUGUCCUCUCCUUCAUCCCCGUCUGACUCCGCCUCUGGCGACCCUGAGAAAGACGCAGCUGGCGACGCGCGGAGCGCCGCAUGCGCGGAGAAAACGCCUCAAGACGGGGCGAUCAGCGCCGAGUACGUCGAUCUCUUCUUGACGCUCGCGGAUGCCUGGGAGCACGCGGGCGAGUUGCGGCGGUCCCUCGAGCUUUACAAGGCGGUUCAAAAGCUCCCCGAGGUCGCCACCGACACUUCGGUGGCGCUCCAGACGGCGAACUGUCUCGUUAAACUCGGCGAGCUGAAGGGAGCGGCCGAAUUCCUUCAAGGCUGGCUCGCACGGAGCGAGGCUCGAAGGCAGCAGACUGCCGGCGUGCGCGACGCCGAAGUGCGCCUCCUCCUCUGCGACGUGCUGAAGCAGCUCGGGCAGGACUUGGAAGCGGACUACACGCUCCUUACGAUCUCGUACAAGCACUUGCGAGAAAAAGACAGACUGCCCAGAGCGUGGAGCAACGCGGAUCGCGAGCGAGAUCUGUUCGACCUGCGAAGUCAACUUGAGGCGCUUCUGUCGCGUCCGUCUACGCCGGGCUGUCUUGUCUCGCUCUCGUUUCCAACCCCAGGCGGUUUGCCGCAUGCUCCCUCGUCGGUUUCGUCGGCCGCAAACCCCCUUAGCAGUCUCGCCGCUGCCUCGGCGUCUGCCUCCUUGUCUCCCUCUUCUGUCUCUUCUUCCUGGGCGUCGGUGGCGCAUGCGUCCUCCCUUGACCCGCCGUCGUCUAGCGCCGCGCUCCCUGGAACUGUCGCGUCGGCUGCAUCGGACGACGCGAACGCACACGCAGUAUCUUCGCGGUUUCUGGCGCUCGUUCAGGAGUGCGAGUUGGACGCCUGCCGCGUGCUGCGCCAGGCGUGCCGGAAGCGUGUCGAAAUGGCUCAGGACCCCGACGCCGAGCGGUUUUUCUCGCCGUCGCUGCCGCUUGGCCUCGCGCAAGAAAGUUACAGGGCCCUCGCGAGCCCGAAAGCCGCGGAUGCAGGCGGCUCCGCAGGCAGCGCGCUGUCGGCGGACGAGGAGAGGCUUGAGGGCGAGGGCGCCAAAGACGAGGCGGGGAACGCCCAGGGGUUCUUCUCGCUGCUCAACAUGAACAAGAGAGGCGGGCUAGGCGGCGGCGGUGCCGCCAGCAACGGCAGUCGCGUGAAAGAUCCACACAAAGCGCUGCAACACUACAAAAUCAAACAGCACCUGGGCCUGCGCUCCAUCGAGGAUUUCAUAGGCCUGCGCGGCUACUUCGACUUCUUAUGCAGCGGCAUGGAGUUGUUGAGAAGGCAGGGACGGUACGAGGAAGCGGUGUCUCUCCUCGAAUCUGUUCUCGGCAACUGGCGACAGAAACGCCCCGACGGCAACGACGCACAGAAACGGCAGAUUAAGGAGGCGCUCGAAAUCCUCUCUAUCUCGCUCAGUGUGGAGGGCCGAUUGAGCCGGACCGCUCUGGCCUCUCUGCGUCACUUGCUGCAGCGACGCGCAGGGAGCAAGAGGUACCGCAAAACCUGGAAGGCGUUGCUGGAGGUGUAUGGGCGAUUGCUGUUUACGGGCUCGCUCGCCCAGCAGGCAUACAACGCGCUUGCGGCAGCCAAAGAGAAAGAUCUUCUUCUCGAAAACAGGUCGUGGGCGAUUCGGCAGUUGCUGCAGAGGCCUCACAACGACGCGCUGACUCUGGUCGUCGGGCAUUUCUGCAUGCUCUCUUCGCGUUGGCGCUUCGCAGUGGCUGAAUACACGCGAGCUCAUUGCUUGAGGCCCUGGGAUGCGCUCCCCUGUCUCUGCUUGGCCGUGGCGUACCUUUGUCUCUCGACGUCCAACAAGAUUCAGAACAAGCACGACAGCGUUCUUCGAGGCUUCGCCAUUCUGGGGCGCUACUGUCAGCUGAGGAGAGGCUCCUCCACAGAGGUGGAGGCGUGCAGUGAGGCGAGCACAACCUCAAGCGAGGCUCGUAGAGUCUUCACGGCUGAGACGGUUUUCAAUCUGGCCAGGGCCUACCAUCACGUCAACCUUCUACACCUCGCAGUGCCGCUAUACAUCAAAUGCCUCCACCUGCUCGAUACUCAGCCUGAAGAAGGAGAGCGCGGAACGCCCUCAAGAAUGUUUUCGAUGUUUUCUGGGAAAAGCCCAUCGCGCACGCCGCAGAGUGAAAAUGAAAGUCCGAGUGGCGGCGCUUCGGGCAGCCGCUCAGGCGACGUCCCGCCCCCCGACGCCGAUGCUACGAACGAGUGUCAGGACGCGUGGCGCCUCGAUAAGUCGCAAAUUCAGAAGUGUGCAGCGCUGAAUCUCAUCGCAAUCUGGAGGAAUCAACGCGGUCUCGCACAAGCCCGAGCGGUCGCCAGCCGAUAUCUGGUAUGGGAUGAGUAG
Besnoitia besnoiti is the source of this 4341-nucleotide messenger RNA. Its product is annotated as general transcription factor IIIC polypeptide 3 GTF3C3. Gene Ontology annotation, biological process: transcription by RNA polymerase III. Gene Ontology annotation, cellular component: transcription factor TFIIIC complex. NCBI's taxonomy places the organism in Eukaryota, Apicomplexa, Conoidasida, Eucoccidiorida, Sarcocystidae. The transcript is spliced from 16 exons. The record is from RefSeq and is a predicted model, not a curated record. Gene Ontology annotation, molecular function: protein binding. Bases 1 to 4341 code for a protein of 1446 amino acids.